Molecule: messenger RNA, 1390 nt
Organism: Arachis ipaensis
Lineage: Eukaryota; Viridiplantae; Streptophyta; Magnoliopsida; Fabales; Fabaceae
Product: GDSL esterase/lipase At2g04570
Molecular function (GO): hydrolase activity, acting on ester bonds
Source: RefSeq, a predicted model, not a curated record
CCCUACCUUAUAAUAAUAACUAACUUCACUCCAAAUUCAUCAUAUUCACACUAAAAAAUAAUGGAACUCCACAACAACAUUCCAAUGUUCAUCCUUCUAGUCUUCAUGAUGAUGAUCACAAGUAAUGGUGGUGCUGCUGCAAAUGUUCCAGCAAUAAUUGUGUUUGGUGAUUCAUCAGUGGAUGCAGGGAACAACAACUUCAUUCCAACAAUUGCUAGGAGCAAUUUCCAGCCAUAUGGACGUGACUUUGAAGGUGGGGUUGCAACUGGGAGGUUCAGCAAUGGAAGAAUACCCACUGAUUUCAUUUCUGAGGCUUUUGGACUCAAACAAUUUGUGCCUGCUUACUUGGAUCCUAAGUACAAUAUUACUGAUUUUGCCACUGGUGUCACUUUUGCUUCUGCUGCCACUGGUUAUGACAAUGCAACCUCUGAUGUUUUGUCUGUGAUACCAUUAUGGAAGCAAUUGGAGUACUACAAGGAAUAUCAACAAAAGCUAAUCACAUAUGUUGGUGAAACAAAGGCACAUGAAAUCAUAUCAGAAUCACUAUACAUAAUGAGUCUAGGAACAAAUGAUUUCUUAGAAAACUAUUACACCAUGCCAGGUGGCAGAGAAUCUGAAUACACACCACAGCAAUACCAAAACUUUCUUGCUUCAAUUGCUGGGAAUUUCAUCAGAAAUCUCUAUGCAACUGGUGCUAGGAAGAUAUCACUAGGUGGGUUACCUCCAAUGGGGUGCUUGCCAUUGGAGAGAACCACAAACAUUGUUGGUGGAAAUGAUUGUGUUGCAAGUUACAAUAAUGUUGCAUUGGAGUUCAAUGAUAAGCUCAGGAAUUUGGCCAUUAAUCUCAACAAGGAACUUCCUGGGAUCAGAUUGGUCUUCUCUAACCCUUAUUACAUCUUGUUGUAUAUGAUCAAGAAGCCUUCUACAUUUGGGUUUCAAUCAACAUCAGUGGCAUGUUGUGGGACUGGAAUGUUUGAAAUGGGAUAUGCAUGCAGCAGAGGAGACAGGUUUAGUUGCUCAGAUGCCACCAAAUAUGUCUUCUGGGAUGCUUUUCAUCCAACUGAGAGAACCAAUAGCAUUGUUGCUGAUUAUGUGGUUAAGCAUGUUUUAGCUCAGUUCUUAAAAUAAUUAUCAUAGUUAUAAUUAAAUAAUAUCCACUUAUUACUUACUAGGGAAAUUUUAUUUGAUCUUAUUAUGAACCCUUAUUCUUCAUCUAGUUUCCUUCUCUGUAGUUGGAAUUGAUGGGAUGUGAGGUCAUGCCAUGUUAGGCUUGUGAAUGAUUAUAAUUGGGUUUAGAUAUUUGUAUAAUAUAUAAUAUAUAAUGUUAAUACAGCACAUUCACUGUGAAAUGUGCUUAAAAUUAAAAAGUGCUUCAUGUUGUUUCUAGUUA